Molecule: messenger RNA, 2731 nt
Organism: Liolophura sinensis
Lineage: Eukaryota; Metazoa; Mollusca; Polyplacophora; Chitonida; Chitonidae
Product: CCR4-NOT transcription complex subunit 7-like
Exons: 7
Coding region: 194-1102 (302 amino acids)
Cellular component (GO): CCR4-NOT complex
Molecular function (GO): poly(A)-specific ribonuclease activity; nucleic acid binding
Source: RefSeq, a predicted model, not a curated record
UACUAGUGAAACCUACAAAGGAAAUAUGUAGUGCUUGCUUACAACGCUUUUUUCUGUCCUGUAUUCACAUUUUGUCUCUUUUGUGUGUACAACCCUGUGUUUUAGCUGAAACCCUUAAGAAGUCCUUCAGCCUUCCAUGAGAUACUGAGUGUGUGUAGUUGGGAACACACAGACAGGUGGCUAUGAAGCUAAGAUGCCCUCUGUAGCAUCUUCAGCAUAUGGGAUCCGCGAUGUGUGGGCCAGUAAUUUAGAGGAAGAAUUUCGACAAAUACGCCACGUUAUCCAGAAGUACAAAUAUGUCGCAAUGGAUACAGAAUUUCCUGGGGUUGUCGCCAGACCUAUCGGGGAGUUUCGAAGCACUGCGGACUACCAGUAUCAACUGCUGAGAUGCAAUGUUGACCUUCUUAAAAUUAUUCAGUUGGGCAUGUCAUUUAUGGAUGAAAAUGGACAGUCUGCUACUCCAGUAUCAACGUGGCAGUUCAACUUCAAAUUUAAUUUAACGGAGGAUAUGUAUGCCCAGGAAUCAAUUGACCUCUUACAAAACUCGGGAAUCCAGUUCAAGAAACAUGAAGAAGAUGGAAUCGAUGUGUUUGAUUUUGCUGAGCUGUUGAUGACGUCUGGGAUUGUUCUGAGUGAACAGGUCAAAUGGCUGUCAUUUCACAGUGGUUAUGACUUUGGCUACCUGUUAAAGUUACUGACCAGUUGUAACCUCCCUGAAGAAGAGGCUGACUUCUUUGAUCUUUUGAGGAUCUACUUUCCCAACAUCUAUGAUGUUAAGUACCUAAUGAAGAGCUGCAAGAAUUUGAAAGGAGGCUUACAGGAGGUGGCCGAGCAGCUAGAGAUCGAGAGGAUAGGCCCUCAGCAUCAAGCAGGCAGUGACAGUUUGCUUACAGGGGGAGCAUUUUUCAAGAUGAGGGAGAUGUUUUUCGAAGACAACAUCGAUGAUGCCAAGUACUGCGGACAUUUGUAUGGCCUCGGGACUUCAUACAUCCAGAAUGGCGGCGGUUAUGAGAACAAUUUUCAGGGAACGAAUUCUCAUGCAACGCCACCGGUCAACAACGGGACGGAGGAGUCCAGCUCCAACCUCCUAUCAUCCAGUUGAUACUCAUUGUGUCCCAAGUCGUCGUCCCUCUCUCUCUCUCCUACAUCCCAGGCCUGGCCUGCCCAUGUUCAGAACAUUAGUCACAUGACGGUACAUGUGAUUGGGAUUAUCUCAUAUAAUCAUUACACAGACAAACUAUUCUGUUGCUGUCAUCAAUGUACACUAUUCAGCGAUUUACAGGCACAAUGCGUUGUUGAUCUCAAGAUAUUUUCUGCCAAAGUAAAGUCUAAAUCUGGUAUCUUUUUUUUUUUUUUUUUCGUCGGUCAUUUUCACCUGUGUUUUUUUUUUCAAGAUCGCUACAUUCUGGCUUUUAAAAAGUUUUUUUUUCUGUCAAACUAGUAAUGUAUACCUGUUUUUUUUUUUUUUUAGAGAAUUGAGGUCGCAGGUUAAUCUCCUGUUAGUUUUUUGGGGGGGUGCAGAAUGAACAAAGGAUCAUACACAAUGCCACUCAAGAACUUCAGCGUCACACCUUCCAUAUCAUCUGUUCUCUAAAUCUGUCUAGUCUACUAAACAAUUCUACACCAUUGUUUUAUUCUGUUAGAAAAGCAUGGACGUUAAGCAUACUCACGUCACUGCAGGCAACUCUGUGGUAGGGAGGGUGGGAUGUUUUCAUGUGUGUGUGUAAGCGUUUUGCUCUAUCCUAUAGUCAGCCCUUUGGGGAUGUAUUUUAAAUUUUUAUGACGAGAUGAAAUCUGGAUAGCUAAUGUCCUGUGAUUGUAGAAGUGAAGAAAAGUCUUAGUCUUUUUUUGUUCUUGUGGAAGAUCAUCUACCCUACGGCAGUUGUGAUGAUAAUGGCGGAACGUUCGCCAAGUACCGUUGUCACCUUGGAUGCGUUGGUUAUAGGCAUGGAUGGUUUGGUAAAUUUAGGCUAAUCAAAUGAUUUUCUGGUGAAUGUAACCAGUAUUUAAUCAGCCUAAAUUAAUAGGGCCUGUCUGCUACCACAUAUUCUUGUCUCUUCUCCUACCAGUUUCGCUCUCAAGAAAAGCUAUACAGAGACAAUGGGUCAUCUUGGUUUUAAAUCUGGAUUUGCUGUAAGUGUUGUAUUUAUAUAAGAGUUUUAAGCUUGUUAUCUCCCCCUUUAAGACUCUGGACAGGCCAGUAGGUGGCGCCAUUACUGUCUCUGCACAAAUGUCAGCUGUUUUGUAAAGCUUUGGGCCCACUUUCAUAAAAACUUUCUAAAUAACUGUUUUCACAACUUUUGUUUUAAUUAAGCGGCGCUGUUGCGGCUAAAUUACCUCAUGACAGUGUUAUUUAUUAGGAAAGUUAUGGAAAAUUUAUUUACUAAGGUUUGUGAAACUUAGCCCUCAGUGGAGGCAGAUGGCUUGUACUUGUUACGUCUUUGUAUGGGCCUGUGGCUUCUACUGAUUUGUAUAUGGAGAUCACUAAGCUUCCAGACUGUUACACUGGACCAAAUAUUUGAGGAAUUUUUAUGUUUUUAUUUUAAAAUAUAUUGAUUCCCUGAUUUGUCUGGAGGCCAUUUUGUUUUUAACUGGAAGGUGGACAUCUGUGUAUUUUGUCUUCCAUAUAAUUGUCUAUAUGAUUUGUGAGACGCUCGAUUAUAAACUGGAGAAGUUAUGUUUUUCAACAGAUUAGAUUUGUGAUUCCCUGACUUUUUAUUUUAAAGCUUAA